AUGCAGUCACUUCAUAUAUUGAUUACUGCCCUUAUCAGUUUUCUUCUCUAUCUGCUUUCCUUCUCUCUGUAUAUAUCUCCUUUUGCUUCACUUUCUCCUUUCCAUUUCUUUCUCUUUUCCUUCUCUUUCUCCUUUUUUACUUUCCCCUUUGCUUCUCUCCUCUUUUGCUUCUCUUUCUUCUUUCCUUCUCUCUCUCUCCUCUUUUGCUUCCCUUUCUUCUUACCUUCUCUUCAUUUGUACUUUUCUUUUUUCAUUCAUCCUCUCCCAUUUUGCUUCCCUUUCCCCUCUCUUUCUCCUUUCCUUCUCUUUUGCUUUUGUUUGUCCUUUCCCUCUUUCCCCUUUGCUUUUCUCCUCUUUUGCUUCUCUUUCUCUUUUCAUUCUCUCUCUCCUCUUUCACUUCCCUUUCUUCUACAAUUUUGCUUCUCUUUUUUUCAUUCCUGCUCUCCCAUUGUGCUUCUCUUUCCCCUUUCUUUCUCUUUUCCUUCUUUCCCCUCUGCUUUCCUUUCUCCUUUCCUUCUCUCCAAUUUUUCUUCUCUUUCUCCUUUCCUUCUUUCCCCUUUGAUUCUCUUUCUCCUUUCCUUCUCUCCCCUUUUGCUUCACUUUCUCUUUUCCAUUUCUUUCUCUUUUCCAUUUCUUUCUCUUUUCCUUCUCUUUCUCCUUUCUUUUUUUCCCCUUUGCUUCUCUCCUCUUUUGCUUCUCUUUCUUCUUUCCUUCUCUUUCUCUCCUCUUUUGCUUCCCUUUCUUCUUACCUUCUCUUCAUUUUUGCUUCUCUUUUUUCAUUCCUCCUCUUCCAUUGUGCUUCCCUUUCCCCCACUUUCCUUCUCUUUUGCUUUCCUUUUUCUCCUUUUCUUCUCUUUUGCUUCUGUUUCUCUUUUCCUUCUUUCCCCUCUGCUUUCCUUUCUCCUUUCCUUCUCUCCAAUUUUUCUUCUCUUUCUCCUUUCUUUCUCUCCCCUUUUGCUUUACUUUCUCCUUUCCUUCUAUCUCGCCUCUUUUUCUUCUCUUUCUUCUCUCUCUUUUUGCUUCUCUUUUUUCAUUCCUUCUCUCCUGUUUUGCUUCCCUUUCUCCUUUCUUCCUCUCCUCUUUUUCUUCUCUUUCACCUUUCCUUCUUUUCCCUCUGAUUCUCUUUCUCAUUUCCUUCUCUCCCCUUUUUUCUCCUUUUCUUUUCUUGUUCCGCUUUUGCUUCUCUUUCUUUUUUCCUUCUCUUUCUUUUUUCCUUCUCUCCCUUUUUGCUCUUCCCUUUCUCCUUUUCUUCUCUCCCCUUUUCUCCCCCUUCUCAUUUCUUUCUCUUUCCUCUGCUUCGCUUUUUCCUUUCCUCCUCCCUCCUUUUGCCUUUCUUUCUUCUUUCCUUCUCUCUUUCCUCUUUUGCUUUUCUUUCUCCUUUCCUUAUCUCCCCUUUCUCCUUUCCUUUUCUCCCUUUUCUUCUUUCCUUCUCUUUUGCUUCUCUUUCUUCUUUCUUUCUUUCUUUCUUUCUUUCUUUCUUUCAUUCUUUAUUUCUUUCUUUCUUUCUUUCCCCAUUCCUACUCUUUCUGCUUUCCUUCUCUCCCUUCUUUUGCUUCUCUUUCUCCUUUCUUUCUCUCUCCUUUCACUUCUCUUUGUCUUUUCAUUCUCUCCCCUUUUUCUUCUCUUUCUCCUUUCUUUCUCUCUCCUUUCACUUUUCUUUGUCUUUUCAUUCUCUCCCCUUUUGCUAAUCCUGACUUUAAGAUUGUCUCUAGGCACCAAGCCUAUUCCUUCUCUUUCAUUUUAUCUUUUUUCUCCUUUCCCCUUUGCUUCUCUUUCUCCUUUCCUUCACUUUUGCUUCUCUUUCCCCUUUCCUUCUCUUUUUCCUUUCCUUCUCCUUUUUUCUUCUUUCUCCUUUCCUUCUCUUUCAUUUUAUCUUUUUCAAUUCCUCUUCUGGUUUGUGCCUUUUCUUUCAUUCCACCAGUUUCAUUCCUUUUGUUUUUAAUCAUUCUCAUUCAUUCCAUCCCUUUCCUUGUUCCUCUUUUUAGUCAUUCUCUUUCAUCUCCUUCAUUAUUUCUUUUUUCAUUCUUCUAUUUCAUCCCUUCUAUUUCUUUUUUCAUUCCUAUUUCAUUUCUUCUCUUUCAUUCGUUUUCUUUCAUUUAUUUGCUUUCAUUUUGUUGCUUUUAUUCCUUCUGUUUCCUUAUUUCUAUUUUAUUUAUUCAUUCUUAUUUCUUCUCUUUCUUUGCUCCUCUUUCAGUUCUUCUCUUUCACUCCGUUUUCUUUCAUUGCAUUCUCUCUCUCUUUUCUUCUUCUUCAUUCUAUAGUUGGUUUUUUCUUUCUUUCAUUCCAAUCCCUUUCAUUUUUUUAAUCUUUCAUUCCCUUUUUCCUCUUUCAUUGCAAUCUCUUUCUUUUUUCUUUCAUUCCAACUUCUCUGCUUUAUUCUCUUUCAUUUCUAGGAAUUCCUUCCUUCACUUUCAUUCCAAUCUCUUUUAUUUAUGUGUUAUUCAUUUCUCUUUCUUCAUUCCAGUCUUUUUUUUUCUUUCUACUUUUUCAUCCCAAUCUCUUUCAUUCCUCCUCUUUUCUUUUUCAUUCUUUCUUUUUGUAUAUCUUUCUCAACUUCAUUUACACUCUGACACCGUCAGACGGACGUGCAACACUUCUGUAUUCGUUCUUUUUUUUAAUAAUAUAUAUUGGAGUGAUUUCUCAUUAUCUAUCUAUCUAUCUAUCUAUCUAUCUAUCUAUCUAUCUAUCUAUCUCAGUCUCUUUAUCUAUCUAUUCAUCUAUCUAUCUAUCUAUCUAUCUAUCUAUCUAUCUAUUUCAGUCUCUAUCUAUCUUCUCAGUUAUAUCUGUCUGUCUGUCUCGGUCUCUUCAUAUCUAUCUAUCUAUCUAUCUAUCUAUCUAUCUAUCUAUCUAUCUAUCUAUCUUUCUCAGUCUCCUCAUAUCUGUCUGUCUGUCUCGGUCUCUUCAUAUCUAUCUAUCUAUCUAUUUAUCUAUCUAUCUCAGUCUCUUUAUCUAUCUAUCUAUCUAUCUAUCUAUCUCAGUCUCCUCAUAUCUGUCUGUCUGUCUCGGUCUCUUCAUAUCUAUCUAUCUAUCUAUCUAUCUAUCUAUCUAUCUAUCUAUCUAUCUAUCUAUCUCAGUCUCUUUAUCUAUCUAUCUAUCUAUCUAUCUAUUUCAGUCUCCUCAUAUCUCUCUGUCUGUCUCGGUCUCUUCAUAUCUAUCUAUCUAUCUAUCUAUCUAAUCUAUUCAUUAUCUAUCUAUCUAUCUAUCUAUCUAUCUAAGCCUGUUAAGUAUCUAUCUACCUAUCUCAGUCUGAUCAUAUCUCUCUAUCUCAGUCUAUUCAUUAUCUAUCUAUCUAUCUAUCUAUCUAUCUAUCUAUCUAUCUAUCUAAGCCUUCCAUUCAUUAUCUAUCUAUCUAUCUAUCUAUCUAUCUAUCUAAGCCUGUUAAUCUAUUCAUUAUCUAUCUAUCUAUCUAUCUAUCUAAGCCUGUUAAUCUAUUCAUUAUCUAUCUAUCUAUUCUAUCUAUCUAUCUAUCUAUCUAUCUAUCUAUCUAAGCCUGUUAAGCAUCUAUCUACCUAUCUCAGUCUGAUCAUAUCUCUACCUCAGUCUAUUCAUCUAUCUAUUAUCUAUCUAUCUAUCUAUCUAUCUAUCAUCUAUCUAUCUAUCUAUCUAUCUAAGCCUGUUAAGUAUCUAUCUACCUAUCUCAGUCUGAUCAUAUCUCUCUCCCUCAGUCUAUUCAUUAUCUAUCUAUCUAUCUAUCUAUCUAAGCCUGUUAAGUAUCUAUCUACCUAUCUCAGUCUGAUCAUAUCUCUCUACCUCAGUCUAUUCAUUAUCUAUCCUAUCUAUCUAUCUAUCUAUCUAUCUAAGCCUGUUAAGUAUCUAUCUACCUAUCUCAGUCUGAUCAUAUCUCUCUACCUCAGUCUAUUCAUUAUCUAUCUUAUCUAUCUAUCUAUCUAUCUAUCUAAGCCUGUUAAGUAUCUAUCUACCUAUCUCAGUCUGAUCAUAUCUCUCUACCUCAGUCUAUUCAUUAUCUAUCUUAUCUAUCUAUCUAUCUAUCUAUCUAUCUAUCUAUCUAAGCCUGUUAAGUAUCUAUCUACCUAUCUCAGUCUGAUCAUAUCUAUCUAUCUCAGUCUAUUCAUUAUCUAUCUAUCUAUCUAUCUAUCUAUCUAUCUAUCUAUCUAUCUAUCUAUCUAUCUAUCUAUCUAUGCUAGGGCCCCAAAAGACUGGCCAUUCACAACUCCAUUCAAGGACCUGCCUGUUAGGAAGGACUUUAUCAUUGAGAUGAUUUUUCCAGUGAUUCUAUAG
This is a messenger RNA of Acanthosepion pharaonis, 4239 nucleotides long. Lineage: Eukaryota; Metazoa; Mollusca; Cephalopoda; Sepiida; Sepiidae. The record is from the annotation of a GenBank genome assembly.